Messenger RNA from Gymnodraco acuticeps, 4684 nucleotides. RefSeq names its product disintegrin and metalloproteinase domain-containing protein 23 (gene adam23b). Gene Ontology annotation, molecular function: metalloendopeptidase activity. Gene Ontology annotation, biological process: proteolysis. The record is from RefSeq and is a predicted model, not a curated record. Bases 391 to 2724 code for a protein of 777 amino acids. The transcript is spliced from 27 exons. Gene Ontology annotation, cellular component: presynaptic membrane. Lineage: Eukaryota; Metazoa; Chordata; Actinopteri; Perciformes; Bathydraconidae.
CCUACAAAAAUCACUCGUGGGUGAUUAUGGCUGAAGGGAGCUGAGAGGGUAAUUUCCUGUUUUGUUUUCUGGUCGAUGUUGUCUGACAGCCGUCUCCUCGAGGUCACCUGCAGGAGCCUCCUGUGGUCCAGGAGGGAGGACUGACGUUUGUGUUCACCGAGGAGGAGUCUGUUGGUGGACUUCCAGUAGCUGCCUGGCCACCGCCUUCUUUCUGCUCCCCCCCCCCCUCCUCCUCCUCCUCCUCAUCCGCUACUGCAGCAGCAGCCCGGUGCCUCCCGGAUCCAUGAAGGAAGCCCCUCUGCACGGCACGUCCCCUGCCACGAUGGGCCGCAAGCUAUACACUGCGUUGUUGUGUUGAUAAUGAGAUAUUUCAGUUAUCAAAUAUGAAUCAUGCAUUUUAUAUUUCUGGCCACUUUGCUCGUCAGCAUCCUUUCGCCUUGGCUUCAUCUAUCACUAGCGUCAUCCGAUUCUCAAGGAGUAGGGGACAAGGUUGAAUGGGACGCAGUGCCAGCCUCGCCAGAGCAACAGGCAACUGCAGCACCUGCCACAGACAACACAACCCACCAUGCAGUAGAGCAUGUGAUCACCUACCCCUCCCGUUUGAUAUACUACCUAAACGAGGACUCAGAGAGUACUUACCAUGACCUGGACACCCGGAUCAAAAACCAAGCCACAGACGGGCAGCCGGUCCACCUCGCUCAAGCCAGUUUCCAGUUAGAGGCCUUUGGCUCCAGAUUUGCUCUGGAUCUAGCAUUGAACACUGACUUGCUGUCUUCCGAUUACGUUGAGAUCCACUAUGAGGCGGGGAAACCUGUUCUUUCUAAGGGCGGUGAGCACUGUUACUACCACGGCCAGGUGAGAGGGAACGAUAACUCCCAUGUGGCCUUAUCUACCUGCAACGGGCUGCAUGGGAUGUUUGACGAUGGAGUCUAUGUGUAUCUAAUUGAGCCCUUACAGCAGACUCAUUCAAUCGAUACAGCUGCAAGGCCUCACAAACUAAGAAGAACAGCCUCUAUUCAGUGGAACAAUGAUGUAGAGGAACAGGUUGAGGAGGAGGAGCAGCUCUUCUCAGAACUGGAUGACUUGUCCUGGCUGAAGCGCAGGAAAAAGCGAGCAAUGCCUCGCAAUGUAUUUGAGGAGAUGAAGUAUUUGGAGAUCAUGAUUGUCAGUGAUCACAGUAUGUAUAAACGACACAAGACCAAACAGCACACAAGGAAUUUUGCCAAAUCGGUGGUGAAUUUUGUGGAUGCUAUCUUCAAAGAGCAACUUCACACACGCGUGGUGCUCGUUGCCGUGGAGAUCUGGACGGACAAGGAUCAGAUCCCCGUCAGCGUGAGGCCGCUGGAGAUGCUGCGGGAUUUCUCCAAGUACCGGCAGCAGAGCAUCAAGCACCAUGCCGACGCUGUGCACCUCUUCUCAAAUGCGACCUUCCACUACCGCAGGAGCAGCGCAGCAUACUUUGGAGGCAUGUGUUCUGGGAGCCGAGGAGUAGGCGUCAACGAGUACGGCAGCACCUGGUCCAUGGCGGGGUCUCUAUCCCAGAGCCUGGCUCAGAACCUGGGCAUCCAGUGGGACCCCCCAUCGAAGAGAAAGGAAUGUGGUUGUGUUGACCCGUGGGCUGGCUGCAUAAUGGAGGACACUGGGGUCCAACACCCACGGAGAUUCUCCAAAUGCAGCAUCACAGACUACAAGGACUUCCUUUUGAGAGGUGGAGGCUCAUGUUUGUUUAACAGGCCAACAAAGCUGUUCGAGUCCACAGAGUGCGGAAAUGGCUUUGUGGAAGUGGGAGAGGAGUGCGACUGUGGAGCGAGAGCAGAGUGCUACAAGGACUGCUGCAAGAAGUGUUCCCUCGCCAACGGGGCGCACUGCAGUGACGGCCCGUGCUGCAAUAACACAUGUCUGUUCUAUCCACGAGGUUACAGCUGCCGCUAUAAUGUGAACGACUGUGACAUCUCAGAGACCUGCUCUGGGGACUCUGGACAGUGCCCUCCCAAUCUUCAUAAACAAGAUGGCUACCUCUGCCAGGUUAACCAGGGCCGCUGCCUCAACGGAGAGUGCAAAACCAGAGAAAGCCAGUGUAAAUACAUCUGGGGGUCAAAGGCUGCAGGCUCGGAGAAGUUCUGCUACGAGAAGCUGAACACGGAGGGCACAGAGAAGGGCAACUGUGGGAAGGAUGGAGACAAAUGGAUCCAGUGUAGCAAGCACGAUGUGUUCUGCGGUUACCUUCUCUGUUCCAACAUUGGCCGCAACCCACGCAUCGGCAUUAUGAAAGGAGAAAUCACCCCAGCCUCCUUCAACCAUCAAGGCAGACUGGUAGACUGCAGUGGUGGCCAUGUCCUUUUGGAUGAUGAGACAGAUUUAGGCUACGUGGAGGAUGGUUCUCCUUGUGGGCCGUCCAUGAUGUGCCUUGACCGCAAGUGUCUACCCAUCCAGUCUCUCAACAUGAGCACCUGCCCAACUGGACCUAAUGGACAGGUGUGCUCUGCCCAUGGGGUGUGCAACAAUGAAGCUACAUGCACCUGCGACACCACCUGGGCGGGGACAGACUGUAGCAUGCCUGACCCGCCUAAAGAGCCUGAGGCCAUUCAGGACGAAGGACCCAAGGGUCCUAGUGCCACCAAUCUAAUAAUAGGCUCCAUCGCCGGAGCCAUCCUUGUGGCUGCCAUAGUGCUGGGGGGGACUGGAUGGGGCUUUAAUCCGUUAUUGUUUGAGGUUGAGACUUAAAAUGGAAGUGUGAGAGCGACACAGAGACAGAGGCCAGGACCCUUUUUGUUGGCCGCAGCCUUUGUGCCAUGGCUGGCCGCACCCACCUAAGAUGGCCAGGCUCCACCCUAGAACAGAGCAGGACUCUCGGACCCCGCCCACACCAGCUGCCAUUGCUGCCUGCUUCACAGACCUGAAAUGUGAAGAAACGUCGAUACGACCCCAACGCCUCAGCCAUUUAACCCGAGGAGAGAUGGCAAUAUGAGACGGACUCUUCCAAGGCUUCCUUAGUUGGCUACCUGACAGCUGGACUGCACUUAUUGCUGCUGAUCUUUGGCAUUAGAUUUACUUGAAAAAGACAUAGUGGACAUUUUAACAAAUUCCAUCGUAGUGACGUUAGAAAUGCAGCCUUUUCAACUCAUCUCACUCAUGUAACAAACCCCCCCCCCCCCUGAUCUCUAGAGUGACAGAGCUCCUCUUCCAUCCUUUAGUGCCAGUGCACAGGCGUUCAGGCGGAAUCCACACCACUCUCUCACCUGGCAUGAUUAUCCGCACAAAAAGCGUGCUGCUUGCUGGCCCCCUGGAAUGAAGAGCCCUCUCUGCAGGGCUCUGCAUGGCUACAAAAGCUACAAAUAUACUGCAAAAAAACAUACAAAGAGAAAAAAAAACGGAAUGAUCUAAUGCAGGAGAUGGCCUUGUUAAAGCCAAACCCAGUGGAAAGCAGUUGAAGACUUAUAGCUCACGUUUUAGGUGCUGUAAAGGUUAAGGAGGCUGCAUGUGAGGACCCAUAAGGGAAGUGCAGACCACAAAGUGAAUGCACACACGCAGAAUUGUACAGAUAAGGAGUUCAGGUUUGGAAUUAACAGCAUAUUUUACCAAGACAUCAAUUGCUUUUGUUUUUUAUCUUAGCAUGUUGUAUAGCGGGUGUUUUUGGCAAUGUUAUUAAAAGAAAAUUGGCCAACAUUAUUGACACACGCUGCACACACAGCCUCCUUCGGACAGAGUUCAUAUUCAGCGGACAGAGCAGCCGUGGUGGUCGAGGAGAAGCAUGUCAGUUCUAGAGGGAUUCGGACUGAUGUCAGAUUAACAUCACAAAAAAUCCCCCCCUCCCCGGAAGUAUCUUCAACCCGCGACUCAAAAGCCAAAGAACCAAUCACCUGAACAUAUGGAUGUUGUUGCACACAGAGCACUUUCCCCUCUGUCUGCAGCCAGUGGUGCCUCUCCUACUGCUGAGGCAUGAAGUCUGUCCAGCCAGGUCUCACGUAACAGUCCUCAUCAACACCCACUAUACUGGCUUAACCUUUUGCUCUCAUAAACUCUUAGUAGAAUCAAGGUCAGCUCUACUGCUAACGCUGCAUGCAAUCACUAUAGUGGGCUUAUAAAUCUAUAUGGGAGUCCCCAAAAAUCAGCAAGAAAAAUAUGCUACAAAAGAUAGGUGCAUGUCAACGACAAAAACAUUUAACUUUUAUUUACUAUGCAAGGAGAGAUAUUGCACAAAUGUAUGGGUAAUAAUGAUAUCAAUGUAGUACAUGGAAUUACAAAAAAACCUUCUGCUAAUCAGCUAAUCUUUUGUAUUCGGCCACUCCCUCGUCUCGUUUCACUUCCACGUACUCAAACUAUGAAUGGACAAACAGAAAACAAGGAAUUAAUUGAUAUUUCCAAUGAAAAAGCGAGAGAGCACCCUUUUACAUUUGUGGAACUGAAAAUCAUUUUUGUGUGUUUUUCAUCUGGUCUGAUAUUUUUUAUCUCACACAUGCACACACACGUACACAAACACACUGUAUGGUGCCUGUACAUAAUGAGGCCUGAACAGUUUCCUUGUGCAGGGCUAUUAUUUCCAGUCCAGCUGAUAGUUGGUGUGUUCCAGGUGCUGCCAUAGCACUGGCAUCGAUGUAAUCCUCCAUGUUACUCAUCAUAUGGCGCCCCCCUCUCACUGCAUCAUGUACAGUUCGACCAAUGAAUAAACUAAUGACAAAUUUUA